This is a messenger RNA of Pelodiscus sinensis (Chinese soft-shelled turtle), 1322 nucleotides long. Its product is annotated as 3 beta-hydroxysteroid dehydrogenase type 7-like. Gene Ontology annotation, molecular function: oxidoreductase activity, acting on the CH-OH group of donors, NAD or NADP as acceptor. Gene Ontology annotation, biological process: steroid biosynthetic process. NCBI's taxonomy places the organism in Eukaryota, Metazoa, Chordata, Testudines, Trionychidae. The record is from RefSeq and is a predicted model, not a curated record.
GAGCCCUAUAAAGGCUUUAGAAGACUCUGGACGCACCUCGCUACCACAAAUGCUGCAAGAUGGAUAAAACGCUGGUGUACCUGGUGACAGGAGGUUGUGGUUUCAUUGGAGAGCAUAUUGUGGAGCUGCUGUGCAAGCAAGACUAUAUCAGUGAGGUCCGGGUUUUUGACUCAAUGGCAAGCGAGGAGGUGAAGAAGUUUGCCACAGCCUCCACUUGUGUGACGGUGAUGAAAGGCGACAUCCGAGACUAUGCUCUGCUCCUCUUUGCCAUGAGGGGAGUUCACCUGGUUAUUCACACAGCUGGUAUUGUGGACAUCAUGGACCUUGUUCCCUUUCGGGACAUGGAAGCUGUCAAUGUUGCAGGUACUGAAAACGUGCUGAAGGCCUGCUGUGCCCUGAGCAUCCCAUUUCUUGUCUACACGAGCUCCAUUGCUGCUGUGGGCCCCAACACCCGACGAGAGCCCAUGCUGAGAGGAACAGAAGACACCAAGUACACUGGGGAAGUGGAACUGCCUUAUGGGAAGACAAAAGCCAUGGCAGAAAAACUAGUCCUUGAAGCCAAUGGAAAAGAGCUAAGCAACGGUGGCAAACUUGCGACAUGCAUCAUCCGUCCAAAUACAGUUUAUGGGGAAAAAUACCAGCGUCUAAAGGACUUAUAUACCACUGUCAAAGCCAAAGGGGGACUGCUCAACUACAUAGUACGUGAAGAUACAGAACGUAAUCUAAUAUAUGUAGGGAACGUUGCAUGGAUGCAUGUGCUUGCAGCCCGGAAUCUGCAGCUGAACCCGGAUGUCCUUGCUGGACAGGUAUAUUAUUCCUAUGAUGAUACUCCAGCAAGGAAAAGCUAUUUGGUGCAAUAUCAGCUGUUGACAGGGAUAGACCCAUCCAUCAGGCUGGGCUCAUGCAUACCUUACUGGAAGCUCAGGUUAUUAAUAUAUUUUUAUAGAAUAAUCAAUAUCCUUUUGUACCCCUUCUGGAAACCACGGCCCUUCCUAAACUUGCCAGUCUUGAAUACAAUAAUCACCACAUUCUUCUAUGAGACAGACAAAGCCUUCAGGCACUUUGGGUACACCCCCUUGUAUAGCUGGGAAGAAAGUAAACGCCGAACUAUAGCAUGGCUAAAGUCAGCUACAAUGAACCUGAGAGCACAUCAGCACCAUGGAAAGGAGAUGUAGGUGUCACUUUGAGCAGGGAGCGUAUCCUCUUCAGUGAAUUCUAUUUAGCUACGUCUACACUGGUCAGUCUUGCACGAGAAUAUAUGCAAAUGAGGUGCGGUGAUGAAUAUCGCCUAGCCUCAUUUGCCUACUUAAUGAGCUGCCAUU